CUUUAGUUUCGCGCAGUGUUGGCGGGAUUAUUUAUAAAACCAAGUGCAAGAAAAACAAACCUCAUAAAUGUUUCAGCAGCAGUGUAAAUAGCUUAGUCAACAGACACACACACACAACAGCAUAUUAAUUAAUUUAUUAAGACAACAAAUUAAGUCAACGGCAUGUAUGCAACAAAAAACGUGCGACCGCGCAGCAGCCUCUCCACAGAUGAUAAUCAUCGCAUCAAGGAUACAAAUCGGCCAAAUAAGAAAUCACAGAGCAACACAGUGCUCACACUAGUCGCAUUUUGUGUAUUUUUAUUAGUGCUUUGCACCUUUCUCCUCGGCGCACUUGUCUAUGUGGGCAAAAACAUAGCGGAUGAGCAUCAGAAGCAACAGGCGAGCAGCUCAGCACAGUCUGCGCUAAAUAGCACAAUACGCACCGUGUAUGUGGAUCGUGAGCUACUCCUAUCCACCAAACCGAUUUUAAGCGUCUUCUCAGAUAACGGUGCCGUUUAUACUACACCUGUGCCAGCUAUACAAAGAUUGAACACGAUGCCCUCACUAGCUCCUGAAAUAAGAACCGCCAGCAGGGCGCUGCAGAAGUUGGGAUUCCGACUGCCCAAGGCGCUGAAGCCGCGGAAGUACAAUCUUCAUCUGCGGCCUGAUCUCAGCCAGAAGAACUAUACCGGCAACAUAAGCAUAAACCUCCAAGUGCUGGAUCCUAUUGCAUUUAUACCCGUACACAUCAAACAGUUGAAUGUGAGCCACGACAAGCUGCAGCGUUUGGACGAAUCUGGUGCGCCACUGAAAGAUAUUGAACCCGCGCUAACUUUCACUCAUCCGGACUAUGAGUACUGGGUCACAGAGUUCGACAAGCCUCUGGAGGUCGGAAACUAUACACUGCAUUUAAAGUUUAAUGGCUCAUUAACCGAUCGCAUAACUGGUCUUUAUCAGAGCUCCUAUUACGACAAACUGACCAAUCGCACCAGAUGGAUUGCAAGCACAAAGUUCGAACCCACCUAUGCGCGUUUGGCAUUCCCGUGCUUUGAUGAGCCGCAUCUGAAGGCGCAGUUCAAAAUCACAAUUGCCAGGCCCAGCGGCGAUGAGUACCAUGUGCUGUCCAAUAUGCCCGUGGAGAGUGAGCUAGUCGAUGGCGCACUGACUGAGGUAACCUUCGAGGAGUCCGUGCCCAUGAGCACCUAUCUAGCGGCAUUUGUUGUCUCAGACUUUGCAAACAAGAGCACACUUGUUGGUGAUAGUGGCAUUGAGCUGCGCGUUUUUGCGCCCGCUGCACAGCUGGAGAAGACUGAAUAUGCUUUGGGGAUUGGUGCUGGCGUUACAGCUUACUACAUCGAUUACUUCAACAUUUCAUAUCCACUGCCCAAACUCGAUAUGGUGGCCAUCCCAGACUUUGUCUCUGGCGCCAUGGAGAACUGGGGUCUGGUGACCUACCGCGAAACAGCUUUGCUCUAUGAUGAGAAGACCAGCUCUAGCGUAAACAAACAACGCGUGGCAACUGUCAUUGCGCACGAACUGGCCCAUCAAUGGUUUGGCAAUUUGGUUACCAUGAAUUGGUGGAACGACUUGUGGCUAAACGAGGGCUUUGCAUCGUUUAUUGAAUACAAGGGCGUGCAUCACAUGCACGCUGAUUGGGAUAUGAUGAAUCAAUUUGUGACUGAUGAGCUGCAUCCUGUGCUAACAAUCGAUUCCACCUUGGCUUCACAUCCAAUUGUUAAAUCCAUUGAAAGUCCUGCUGAAAUAACAGAGUACUUUGAUACCAUUACCUACUCCAAGGGCGCUUCUUUGGUGCGCAUGUUGGAGUAUCUGGUUACGGAGCCGAAACUGAAAAAUGCUACCACACGUUACUUGACCAACCACAUUUAUUCCACUGCCACCACCGAUGAUUACCUGACAGCCAUCGAAGAGGAGCAGGACAUUGACUUCGACGUCAAGGUCAUUAUGCAAACCUGGACCGAGCAAAUGGGCUUGCCUGUGGUGAAUGUCGUGAAGACUUCUAGCGGCUAUAAGCUAACACAGAAACGUUUCCUAGCCAACAAGGAUGACUACGAUGUGGUUGUGGAGCCAACAUCCUUCAACUAUCGCUGGUCCAUACCUAUAACCUAUACAACCAGCGAGGACACCGCCGUGCAAAGUCUAAUCUUUAAUCAUAAUGACAACGAGGCCAGCAUUGCGGUGCCUAGCACUGCCAGCUGGAUUAAGAUUAACAAGGAUCAAGUUGGCUACUAUCGCGUCAAUUACGAGGAGGAAAUGUGGACUAAGCUCAUUGCUGCGCUUAAGACAUCCCGCGACAAAUUCAGCAGCGCUGAUCGUGCGCACUUGCUCAAUGAUGUGAAUGCUCUCGCCGAUGCUGGACAGCUUAGCUAUACCACCGCUUUGGAGCUGAGCACUUAUCUGGAAGCCGAGCAAGAUUAUGUGCCAUGGAGCGUGGGCACCUCAGCGUUGAAAGCACUGUCCCAUCGUGUCUACUACACCAACAUUUACAAGGACUUUACAAGCUACGCACGAACACUGCUAACGCCAAUUGUGGAUAAGGUUUCCUUCACUGUGGGCAAAGAUCAUUUGAACAACCGCCUGCGCAUUAAAGUGCUGAGUACUGCAUGCGGCGUAGGACAUGAAGCAUCGCUGCAACAGGCAGCAACUCUGUUUACACAAUGGCUGGCCAAGCCCGAGACGCGUCCCAGUCCGGAUAUACGCGAUGUAGUUUACUACUUUGGCAUGCAGCAGGUGAACACUGAGGCUGCUUGGGAUCAGGUUUAUAAUUUAUAUUUGACUGAAGCGGACGCGCAGGAGAAGCUGAAGCUAAUGAAUGCGUUAUGUGCUGUGCGUGUGCCUUGGUUGCUACGGCGCUACAUUAACCUAGCGGCCGAUGAGCAAAAUGUGCGCAGACAGGAUUACUUCACGCUGCUUGGCGCCAUUUCGGCCAACAAAGUUGGCCAGAGCUUGGUCUGGGACUAUGUGCGCGAGCAGUGGCCGCAAUUAGUGGCACGCUUUGGCUUGAAUGAACGCACGCUGGGUCGCCUGAUACCCACAAUAACGCAGCGUUUCGCCACGCAAACCAAGCUGGAGGAAAUGCAGCAGUUCUUUGCCAAAUAUCCAGAUGCUGGCGCAGGAACUGCCGCACGUCAACAGGCGCUGGAAACUGUCAAGUCCAACAUAAAAUGGCUGGAGCUGAAUCAGUCGGAGGUUGGGAAAUGGCUGGCCAACUACGUGGAAAAGUCGACGGACAGCAAUCGCAUUAAGUAAACCAAGCAUUGUGAAUGUAAAACUAGCUUUUCUGUAUAGUAACUGAUUUUUUGAUUAGUCUUAGAACCAACGCGUGAAACAAUUGUGAAUAUGAUAAUUUUUGAAUUGAUAACAAAUGUCGU
This is a messenger RNA of Drosophila busckii, 3368 nucleotides long. Its product is annotated as glutamyl aminopeptidase. The record is from RefSeq and is a predicted model, not a curated record. The coding region runs from base 163 to 3246 and encodes 1027 amino acids. Gene Ontology annotation, cellular component: cytoplasm. Gene Ontology annotation, molecular function: metalloaminopeptidase activity; peptide binding; zinc ion binding. NCBI's taxonomy places the organism in Eukaryota, Metazoa, Arthropoda, Insecta, Diptera, Drosophilidae. The transcript has 9 exons. Gene Ontology annotation, biological process: peptide catabolic process; proteolysis.